Molecule: messenger RNA, 4807 nt
Organism: Acyrthosiphon pisum (pea aphid)
Lineage: Eukaryota; Metazoa; Arthropoda; Insecta; Hemiptera; Aphididae
Product: serine/threonine-protein phosphatase 2A regulatory subunit B'' subunit alpha
Exons: 14
Coding region: 719-3235 (838 amino acids)
Biological process (GO): protein dephosphorylation
Cellular component (GO): protein phosphatase type 2A complex
Molecular function (GO): calcium ion binding; protein phosphatase regulator activity
Source: RefSeq, a predicted model, not a curated record
GUCCCUCGCGCGCCCGCGUCAGAUAGUCGUCCGUCCGAUCCCUGUUCGAUAAAUCGCAAAAACGAGAGAUUCCAGACGAUCGUCGUCGUCGCCGUCGUUGGUUUUUAUUUUUAUCGUCCACUCCUUCGAUUGCUUGCCGGUUUUUUUUUUCAUUCGACCGAUGUAAUAUCUCGCUGGUGGUUCGUUUAAUUACAUUACGCGCUUGGCUUUUAUUAUAUUAUUUACGUGUACAUCACACAGAGAGAGAGAGAGAGAGAGAGAGAGAGAGUGAGAGAGCAUGAUAGUGAGGUGACAGAGAGACGACCAGACCGUCAGCCAGCCAGCACGCCCGUGCCCGUAUAUACGCACCGAGGAAACGACACUCCGCCACCGCUGCCUUUUGCGUGUCUAAUACAUUAAUUGACAACGCCCUUAGUUAAUCAUUUCCUUCCUCUGGAGCACGCGACCUUUAACUCGUCUGCUGCUGCUACUACUACUAUACACUGCUACCUACUCUUCGGCGCGGUAUCAUAACCGACGUGCGGCCGCAGGUAUAUAUACACGGUCAUCAUGACGGAGCGCCGUCAUCGCCAUUGAGGCCCAUCGUCGUCACCGCCGCUAUAGCAGUGUCGUGUCCAACACGCCCCGACGGUCGCGCCGACCGCCGAAGAAUCGCAUGACCGCCGCUGCAGUCGUCGUCGUCGUCGGCUGAACGGUACACGGCCGGGUUCGGCGAGCGAUGACCACGACAGCAAACCACCGGGCCGCCGCAGGAGGUAACAUGGCUCCCGAACCAGAGGAAGACAUAGCGGCCAUCGCCAAACAGAUAUCGGACCACGCGGAGGCGAUAUACCAGACGUGGAAGGCCCGGGGCCUGGCGCCCAACGAGAUACUGACGUGUCACCGCGACUCGUCGGCCGCAGCCGACAAGUUCGGCUCGGCGCUGACGCCGCAACCUAAACUGCCGGCAGACGUGACUGCUCCGGCCCACCAUAACCGUGGCACGCAGCUGAUGGCCGACCCGAACAGCACCAACAACCUGGAACGGCUGGUGAACAAGUUCGUGGUGGAGGACAAGGCCCGGCUGCAGGCGGCCCGGCAGUCGCGUUCGCUGUCGCCCAAGCCGUUCGCAUCGUCCAUUCAGUACGCGCUGCAAAAGUUUGAACAGAAGGCUUCCUCGUCCACCAGCCCCGUCCCCGAGCACCUGCAGCCACAGCAACAGCAACUACAGCAGCAGCAAGCCGCCGCUAUCAAGCAAAACGUCGGCGGAGGUGGUGCCGCCAAAAGGUAUUGCAGCAAGCCGUCGCCGAUGCGGAACUAUGUGGCGUCGCCGGACGCAGAUGACAAUAAGGGCGUGGACGGGCCCGCGUGGCCGUUUCGGAACGGUGGCAAAUCGGCAGCGGUCCAGUCGCAGCAGAACACCUGUGAUUUUAUGGACGAGGUGGCCAAAGAGGAACAGCGGUUGAUCGACGCGCUCAAGAACGGGUCGGUGGUCGAGAACAGGAAGCCCGAAAAGCCGGCCGUGCCUAGCAAAGAGGGCGUCCUGUUGCGAUCGGCCGCCGGGGGUUACGAUGCGGCGGCGACCGGCCACCGUUCCAAGCCGGAGUUCCUCAUCGGGCUGUCCGCGCUCAGCUCGGCCCGGCGGAACCAGCACGCGCACCGGCAACAGGAACAGGUGCCGCAUCCCGAGCUCACCGAUCACCAGCGAGCCAACAUCCGGUCCAAUCACCACCAGUCCAAUCCGGUUCGGCCGUUUUUAACACGUGGUUCAGUCGCCGAGCGUGUGCUCAUAUUCGAAAAGUGUCCGACCGAACUGAUGAAGAACUCAGCCGUCUGCAAUUCUUCAUCGGUUCAUUCGUCGUGGAAGAACAUCGGCUCGGAUGUGCACAGCAAAAUCCAAAACUACUCGAAGGAAACCAAUCAGAAACCUGGAGCGCCUCCACCGCACACUACGUUACAGAGACAUACAAAGGCCAAUCGUAACGUAUUCAUUCCUAGAUUCUACUACCCAUUCGGCAAGCCCGAGAGUCAACAGCAGUGGGAUACGAUCGUCAAAACAAUCACAGAUUUCUUUAUGUCGUUGCCGAAUUCACAAGCUUCGAAACAUCAUUUCGGUCAAAUCGCAAAGUUGUGUAAUUGUCCGCUUUAUUGGAAGCAACCUCUGUUCUUUGCCUGUGGCGGGGACUUGUCAAGUACCAUAGACGUAAAUACCUUCCUUAAUUAUUGGAAAGACGUGUGGUCUUCUUGUCACGACUUGCCAUCGAUAUUCAUACGCAUAUUGGCAAGAAACUCAAAAAAACAAACAUUAUCGCCGGAAAACUUCAUCUUAUUAGUCCAAGAUGUGGUCGAUUCGCAUCCCGGUUUAACAUUCCUGAAAACUGCGCCAGAGUUCCAUUCUAGAUAUGUUCACACGGUAAUAUCAAGGAUAUUCUACAGUGUUAACACAUCAUGGAGCGGUGAUCUUAGUCUAGCAGAAAUCAGACGAUCAGAUCUAAUUCGAGUCAUUGACCUAUUAGAAAAAGAAGAAGACAUCAACCAAGUGACUGCUUACUUCAGUUAUGAACAUUUCUAUGUCAUAUACUGUAAGUUCUGGGAGUUGGACCGUGACCAUGAUUUAUUUAUUAGCAAAACCGAUUUAGCCAGACACAGCGAUCAUGCUUUGUCCACAAGAAUAAUUGACAGAAUAUUUUCUGGGACUGUCACUAAGAAAAAGCAAAAGAAUUCUAAUAAUAAUUAUAUGGAAGAAAAAAUGAGUUACACUGAAUUUGUUUGGUUCUUAAUGGCUGAAGAAGACAAACGACAUCCUAGAGCAGUUGAAUAUUGGUUUAGAUGCAUGGAUAUUGACGGUGAUGGUUAUUUGUCAAUGUACGAACUUGAAUAUUUCUAUGACGAGCAAUUGCAAAGAAUGGAAAGCAUAGGAAUUGAAUGUCUACCAUUUGAGGAUUGUUUGUGCCAGAUGCUUGACAUGGUUAAACCUAAGUGUUGUGGCAAAAUAUCAUUGGCUGAUCUCAAAACAUGUAAAAUGACUCCGAUAUUUUUUGAUACAUUCUUUAACCUUGAAAAAUAUCUGGAUCAUGAACAACGUGAUCCAUUUGCUUCACAGAGGGAUAAUGAAAAUGAACAUAACGAAAAUGGGAAUAAAUAUUAUAAGGCAUCAGACUGGGAUAAAUAUGCUGCUGAAGAAUAUGAAAUGUUAGUAGCUGAAGAAGGUGGAAAUGAUGCACCAGAAGAAAUAAUAACUGACGAAGACAUUUGAAGGAAGAAAUAUAUAUGACAGUGAAACGGAACUGAUAUUGAAGAUAUCCUGUCACCCAAUUUGGAUGAUGUAUUGAAAUCAUGUACGUUUAAUAAAAUAUCCAAUCAGCCUAGAGUUUUGGUCACCGAUUUCUCUUCACCGUCUACUAUGUAUGAUGAUAAUGAUUCGUCUGACUAUGCUGGCGAUAGCGACGAUGACAUUUAAUUUAUAUACUCAAUAAUAAUACAUAAUAAUAAGUUAUACAUAAUAAUAAAAAUAAUAAUAAUAAUAAUUGUAGUAAUAUUUUAGUAACACAACCACAUUAUUUCUUUGUGACAAUGGGAAUUGCUGACAUUAUUAUACCAAAGAAUAUAGUUGCUCAUAUUGUCCUCUUGUUCCCAUGUUUUUCUUCUGUUGUUUACUUAAACUUUUAAAUACAUAAUUUUUGGCAAAAUGUUACAUAACAUUAAUUUAUGUGCGUGUUUUUGUUGAUAGGCUAUAGCCUGAAUAUGGUCAUUAUUAUUUUGUUUUAUUUAUGAAAGAUUAAUCGUUGUUGUUUUCAAAAAUGUAUAAAGCAUUAUAAAAGGUGUCUAAAAUUGCGCCAUGUACCAGAUUUUAUAUUUGUCAUUAUUAUAAUUUUUUUGUAUGAAAUUUAUAAAUUGUAAAUAAUUAAUUCAAUUUUUAACUAGUUAAAUUAAUUUUAAAUACAAGUAGUUUAUUUAUAAUAAUGUAAAAUAUGAUUAAAAAGAAAAAACCAAAAUAUCUGUUAAAUAUGUUAUACGAAUCUUAUUGAAAUAGUUUUAAGAGUUGUGUCCGUUCUGUUAUAAAAAAACCAAAUUAUUAACAUAGUCUAGUCGAAAAUAGAUCGUUAUUAUAGUAUGUACUAAUAAUAAUGACAUUAUUUAUUAAUUACAUAUUUUUAAAAACAAAAUCGUAUGAAAUAUUAAAAUCUAAUUUUCUCUUUCUUUUAUUAUGUGUUUUAUUAUGACAAUUAAAAACCUAAUCUAUCAUACUUGUAUGUACUUAUAUAUUUUAAUCUAAUAUUUAAAUAUUUAUUUAAUUAUUUAAAAAAUAUCUAUAUUAAAUGUGUAGUGUUUCGACGCAACUCAUCACAAGUGAUAUUUACUCACAUUUUUAAUCUUCUAAUCAAUUACCAUUGAUUUUUUCAAUGGUUAAAAAAAUCCUGAUCGUAGAAUUUUUUAAUUAUCCUCGAUGACUUUCAAAUAGAUCUUCACCUUAUUAUAAUUAUACAUUUAUACAUGUUUAAGUAUACAGCUACAGCAUUAUUCAACAAUAUUUUUACCUAAUAAAAAAAAAAAAUUAAUCUACAAUUCCUAUAAUUUUUUGUAUUUAGAAUUAUCGUUUGACAGUUCUUGUGAUUUGUUUUUUUGACAUUUACUCACUAGUAGCACAAAUGCACUGUAAUUAAUGCUUACCCAUGUAUGUUAAAAAAUUACUUAAAGUAGUCUUCUUCCAAUAGUUUAUGACUUAAUAUUAAAAAUCAAACAUAUUUUUAUGUUUUGUAAAAUUAUGUAAGCAAUUGUAUGGUUGUUCAUCCGUUUAUAGUGAUAAAUAAAAAUUAACAAAAUUAUA